Plasmodium inui San Antonio 1 is the source of this 3087-nucleotide messenger RNA. RefSeq lists its product as hypothetical. The transcript has a single exon. Gene Ontology annotation, molecular function: serine-type endopeptidase activity; ATP hydrolysis activity; ATP-dependent peptidase activity. NCBI's taxonomy places the organism in Eukaryota, Apicomplexa, Aconoidasida, Haemosporida, Plasmodiidae. The record is from RefSeq and is a predicted model, not a curated record. Gene Ontology annotation, biological process: proteolysis; protein catabolic process. The coding region runs from base 1 to 3087 and encodes 1028 amino acids.
AUGCACCCCCUGCAUGGUUUGCUCAGAUGUAGAAGGGAAUUCAACAGAACAAGUCGACAACACUACCGGUCCAUAAAGCUGCGCGGAAAGAAUGACAAACAACUGGUUAGCACAAUGCGUAGGGCGGAGGAAGUGGAGUGUUUUUCUCUACUAAAUAAGCCCCUUUUUCCUGGCCUCUCCUACGUGCUAAACGCGGAUAGAAACCUUGUGAGGGUUUUCGAAAAAUGCAAAAAAAAAAGUGCGCACAUAGGACUCUUUCUUUUAAAAAAUACGGAAAAUGAGCAAGUAGGAGGUCUGUUUAAUGACGCACAGUUUGUGACGAAUGCUCCCAUCGGAGGAAAACCCUUUUUGAAGAAAGACAUCUCCUUCAUUAACGAUGUAGAGGAUGUGUACCAAUGCGGAUCGGUAGGGCUUAUCCGAGAGCUUCUCUACGACGAUGAUCAGGCCAGAAGCGACACAGAAGGGAGAAGCAACCGUGCGGAGAACAUCCCCCACAGGUGUAGCUCCCUGGACAGAAGCGAAAAAGUAUCCUGUAAGGAUGACUCCCAUGAUGGGAAGGGGCAAAACGAAAGGACGGGCCCUCUAUUGGACCAGUCGAAAGACAUCCACCGAGUCGUCAUUGAAAUUGCGCAAAAGGUGAAAAUUGUAAAGUGGGUCAAGGGAAACACAGCCCAGGUGGACGUAAUUAAGCAGCACAUGUCCAGCGAACGAAAUGGAAAACAAAUAAAAGCUUACCAAAUGCAGAUCAUAGACAAAAUAAAAGAAAUUGUCCACCUAAAUAGUGCAUGCAGUGUUGAAUAUAAUUUAUUGUUAAAAUAUUAUGACGUGAAAAAUGUAUACAGUCUGGUCAACUUGGUAGGCAGUAUAAGCAUGGGAAAGAGUAGUUCCCUUCAGGGUUUGCUGGAAGAAGGGGCUGUAGAGGACCAGCUAGCCAUGUGCUUGGACCUACUAAAUGAAGAUAUUCUUUUGUUAAAAAUGAAGAGAGAGUUAUCGACAAAUCUGAAGAACAAAUUUGAUGAAGAGAAAGAGAAGCUAAUGAUAAGGGAAUGCAUCUCCAACCUGAAAAAAAAAAUAGGAGAAAAAACGGACCACGAAAUCCUAUGCGAUAAAUUUUUUGCGAAAUUUCAAUCUAAGAGGAGUCAUAUGGAUGAGGAAGCUUCUGCUACUAUCCUACGUGAAGUUAACAAAUUCGCCCUGUACAACGAACACUGCAAUGAUUAUGCGUCCACGUAUCAAUACAUCAACACCGUGCUGAGUAUUCCCUUUGGGAAAUAUGCCCCUCUCUGUGAAGAUAUAAGUGCAUGCGAAAGGACGUUAACACAAAGUCACUACGGAUUAGACCAAGUGAAGAAAUACAUUCUAGAAUAUGUAGGGCUGUACAUACUAAACAAAAAUGUGAAGCCGAAAAUACUUACCCUUGUUGGUUAUCCAGGCAUCGGAAAAACGUCCAUCUGUAAAUCCAUCAGCUCGGCGUUACAACUCCCCCAUUAUGUAAUUAACAUGAAUAAUAUCACCAACAUGCAUGAACUGAUUGGGCAUAGGAGAACCUACGUGAAUAGCUACGAAGGUAAAAUUAUAGAAGCUCUCAUCUCAACCGAUGUAAUGAACCCCUUAAUCGUCUUGGACGAAUUGGACAAAAUUUCCCUGACGAAUGGCAACAUAUAUACUACUCUGCUGAACCUUUUCGAUAGCUCACAGAAUAAGGGGUAUAAAGACGUGUACGUGAAUUUCCCCAUCAAUCUGCAGAGAGCCUUUUUUAUUUGCACCGCCAACUCGGUUGACCACAUCCCAGAGACUUUGCUCGACCGAAUGGAAAUCGUAAAUGUGUAUCCCUACACCAAUGAGGAAAAGAUUGUUAUUUUUAAAAAGUACUUGGAAAAAAAAAUGCAGGAAGAGACUAAAGUUACGGACUUACAUCUCCACAUGUCAGAGGAACUCCUCCUUUAUGUUAUCCAAAAUUAUACCAACGAGAAUGGCAUACGGCAGUUUUACUCUAUUGUUUAUAGCGUCUACAAGAGAAGAGCCUUCAUGCUGCUAAAGGGGGUUACGGGGAGAGUCCAGUUGGGGCUUCACAAUUUGCACCUUUUCCACGAUUUUGUGAACUUGGACUGUCUCCGGCAGCGAGGAGGCAUUCAAGCCGUUCAAGCCAUUGAAGCGGUUCCCUCCACCCAUGAGGGCAUGAUCAAAUCGCUCGCCUUCACCGAGGAUGGCGGGCAAGUAGUCACCAUAGAGGUGAUUGGCCUCGCGUGUGCAAACUCCCAUGCGGGAGGAUCUUCCAACCUGCACUGCACUGAGACCUUUCCAAAGAGUACCACUAAGGGAGAGGAACUCCUCUUGCGUCCCAACCGCCGUAGGAACCAAUUCUCGAUGGUGGACGAGACGAUGCACCCACCAGCGCUGUUGCGCUCGUCCCAAUUGGGGAAAACGGUUACAGAAGAUACGUGUCGCCACGGAAUAGCCGCAGGCUCCACUUGGUCAGAUAUGAUGGAUCCAACCCUCAUUGAUGAUGACAACCCCUCUUUUGCGAUAAAGGAGGCAGCGGAAGGUAUCCAUAGGACCAAACCGUUGGAGAUAAGUUGCUCGUUGGAGAGAAGCCCUCCGUCAGAGCCCUACCCAAAUUACCAAAUCGUUAUAACCGGCAGCGUGGGGAAGAUCAUGCAAGAAAGCAUCCUCAUAGCGAAUACUUUUGCCAAUCAUCUGCUAAAAAAGGUAGUCCCCAAUUUUCAGGGUCAAUACUUACACAUCAAUUUGAGCGAGUGUGAUGUGAAGAAAGAUGGGCCCAGUGCAGGGGUCAAUUUCGUUACCUCCAUUUUGUCCUACUACCUAAGAACAGCGGUGAAUAGUUCCGUAUGUAUGACAGGGGAGAUAACCCUUAACGGCCAUGUGGUGAAGAUUGGGGGGCUAGUGGAAAAAAUGAUCGUUGCGAGAAAUUUCGGAAUACGCACCUUGAUCAUUCCCAGGGACAAUGCGCAGGAGUACCAGCUGCUGCCAAGUGCUCUGAAGGGAAACAUUCGGGUGCUAUAUGUCUACCACUACUACCAAAUAUUUAAUUUCCUUUUUCCUAAGUUUGGCCCCUUAUCACCUUAG